ACGCAUCCCACGCAAGAUGUCCAUCGACGAUGUUGACACACAUGUAGCAGCGUCCUCGCCGGCCCAGCGUUGGUGCGUAGGACUGCUCUUCCGAUCGAUCUGUCCAGCCAGCGGCCUUGGGUAGCUGAGUCCAUUCGCCUCAGACCCGAGGAAAGCCGGGGAGGCAACCUCAGCAUGCAGCCAUGUCGCAGCCUGCACCCAGCACGACCGCAUCGAACGCUGAGCUCCUCGCUGAGUCGGUCAUUUUUCCGCACAGCGGUCACAGAAGCCACAACAGGCUGUUAAAGGCGCCGAUGGAGGAGCUGCUCGCGUCCGUCUUUCCUUCUCUCCUCGCUGACGGUGGUGCCCCCGCCCUCACUGCCACCACAGCCGAGAGCCGACAUGGUGACAUGAAGAUGACCAAGGUGCCGCCGCACAUGCCCAACGAGCACCACCUCUCCCUCUACCGUGUCUGGGCAAAGGCAGGCUGGGGAGUAGUCAUCACAGGAAAUGUAGCCAUUGACCCUACGCACCUUGGCACGCCAUUCGACAUUGCCCUGCCGCCUCUGCUCGCCGGCGCGACGCUUGCGAUCCAGUCGCAGCGGCAGCACCAGCAGCAGCUCGACAGCAGCGGUCAGGGUGGUAGCAGGCGCGCGGCACGCAACGCCGUGUACAAGAUCUACCCGCAAGCAGACGCAAUCCUGCACGCUUUCAAACGCUACGCUCGAGCCGUCAAAGGUCUGCCGGACUCGGACGCUGACCCCGAGGACGACGACCUUGGUAGCGCUAACGCCGACACCGAUGCGAAGCGACCGCUUGCGAUCUGCCAGCUGGUGCACGCAGGCCGCCAGUCGCUGCGCGGGGCCGGCCGCUCGCUGCUGCGCUCUCCUUGGGCGCCGAGCAGCGUCCCCAUGCGGCCGUCGACUAAGGGCGCCUCGGCGGCGCUGUCGCUGCGCACGCCAGGCGCGCUGCUCGGCGCCGCGAUCGACUACCUCAUGUGGGACACGCCGCACGCGAUGACGCUCGACGACAUUGCGCAGCUCAAGGCGCAGUUCCUUGCCGCUGCGCUGCUGUGCCAGGCCACCGGCUUCGACGGCAUCGAGCUGCACGCAAGCCACGGGUAUAUGCUCGCGGCGUUCCUGAGCCCCAAGUCGAACACCCGCACGGACCGGUACGGCGGCAGCGCAGAGGGUCGCGCGAGGCUGCUGCUCGACUUGGCGCAAGAGGUCAAGCAGGUUUGCGGCGAAGGCUUUGCCAUCGGUAUCAAGCUUAAUUCGGCGGACUACGUGGCGGGUGGCUUGACAGAGGAUGACGCCUUGCAGAAUGUCCUCUGGCUCUCGCAAGCAGGCUGCGUAGACUUUAUUGAAAUCAGCGGCGGCAACUAUGAGAACCCAUCGUUCAUAUCCCCCGACGGCUUCAACCCGGAGCUGGAGAAACUACCCACAAGUCAGAAAGAUGGAAAGAACAAGUCUGCUGCCGACAAGAGUGGCAAUACUGACACCAAGCCGCGCCAGAGUGGUCAGACCAAGCAGCGCGAGGCGUUUUUCCAGUCCUUUGCGCAGCGAGCUCGCCGAGUGCUUGAAGAAAACCCUGCUUCGCCGCUUUCCGCGCCACCGCUCCUUUGCAUCACUGGCGGGUUGAAGACGCGCACAGGCAUGGCGUACGCCAUCCGUGCCGCGCGUGUCGACAUGGUCGGCAUCGGGCGCUACGCGUCCGUGCAUCCGGACCUGCCACGUAUCGUGACGGACGCAUCCAUCGCCGACGCCGACACUCUGUGCGCCGACCCGCAGGUGUACACCGUGCCCAACGUUCAGUACGCCGCACUCGUUCCGCUGCAGCUCGUUGGCGCCGGAUGGAGUACGCUGUGGCACAGCGCGCAGCUCCACUUUCUCGCGAAGCAGGGUAGGGCGAACGUCCAUGCUGGCGUAGCCGCUGUCCUGAUGACUGUCUUGGCGCCGUCUUUCUCUGUCGCCAAGUCCUCUCUGCAGCUUAUCGCUGUCAUCCUCGUUGCCUACUUGGCUUCACGCUGGAGCAGUCUCCUGUCACGCCUCAAUUAAUAAGACUCAUUGCGCCUAGAACGAUCUCCCAUACUUCCGAGUUAUUUUGAUACAACAAAAAGGCCCCUUGCAACGGGACCAUCAUCAAAAUUUCUGCUGAUGUAUCGCAUCUUACACGAUUACAACAAACUGGUAUAGAAAUGUAG
Tilletiaria anomala UBC 951 is the source of this 2182-nucleotide messenger RNA. RefSeq names its product FMN-linked oxidoreductase. The coding region runs from base 183 to 2036 and encodes 617 amino acids. The transcript is spliced from 2 exons. The record is from RefSeq and is a predicted model, not a curated record. NCBI's taxonomy places the organism in Eukaryota, Fungi, Basidiomycota, Exobasidiomycetes, Georgefischeriales, Tilletiariaceae. Gene Ontology annotation, molecular function: oxidoreductase activity; FMN binding.